AUGUACGAUAACGCUGGUGAAGACACUCCGGCAUACAAAGAGGAUUCUCAUGUUGAGUACGACUUUGACGAGCAAGUUGAUAUUUACAAAGCUGAUGAAAUCCAUGGCUAUGAACAAUAUAUUUAUGUACGCUUCUUUUUAUACGUCUGUACUUUUAUUGUCUUGUACAUUUUAGUCUGCGUACACGCACAGAAAUUUAUUAAACUGGCUUGCUUGAAGAGUGAUAGUACUAAGAAGGAGGAUGACGACGUUGAAGGCAACUGUGGCAACAGAAUCAUACGUAGCAACGUCAGUCAGAAGAGCAUCAUGUUUAAGAAAAACAACCACAAUAAUUUUCCCGGGACAUCUAAAAAUAUUUUGAUUGAUGGCCGAGCAGUAAUCGUUAAUCGACAGGCAAACAAAUUCAUCCCUCUUGAAAACAUUUACAAUUACGAAAGCAUUUUGAAUGUUGCUAACACUGAAAAUUUAAAUACACUGACAUUGGAGAAUUGUUUGAAUACAACUAAUUUUAAAUUAUAUUUUAAUAUUGGCAGACGCAAAUUCAACAUGUUAGUUUUAAAUAAUUUUAAAAUAUUAAUCCUGGUAAUAAAUGAAUAUACAAAAUUGAGGUGGACUGCGCACGAUGUGGGGGACGAUUGCAACACGGACAACAGGAACGGCGACUUCGAAACUCAAAAAAUUGAUAAUCAUGACAACAACAUAAAAGUGAUUGGCAGCAGCAUGAACAUAAAUGACAUCAACAUCAGAGAUGAGAAGAUGAAGACCGACGUCAGCAAGAAGCAAACGAGCACUAUUGAUUUCAAGCAAAACGUUUGCAACAUUGAGAACGAGAGCUUUCAAAGUUUUAUUAACAUGAACAUCAAAAUAAGCGACACCAUCACUCAGACGAGCAACAGUGAAGAACGUACAACAAGGAACGACAACAACAACAACGACCUAUUCAGCCUCAACAUUGAAAUAUUUAACAAAACUAGCGAAAUAAAUUUCAACAAAACGUUGCUUCUAACAAGAUUAAUUAUUAUCUUUAAACAAAAAUUAACCAUUACUUUUCAAUAUACACUUAUUUCAAUAACAAUUACACCAAAACUCAUGCAACAAAAAAACGAUGGUAACUUCAAAAAAAUCCUGUCUGACAACGAAGGCAGCAUCAAAUGUUUGGAGCAUAUCAGCAGCGACCCCACCAAGCAGUCAUCUGGUUACGACAAUAGCGACUGUGAAGGUUUCAACGCAUGUGACCACCACUCUCCAAGCGAUUCAGCUGUAAAGGUUGCACUCGAUAUGCUAUUCAAUGAUAUUUUUAAAAUUUUGUGGAAUUUUUAA
Helobdella robusta is the source of this 1320-nucleotide messenger RNA. RefSeq lists its product as hypothetical. The coding region runs from base 1 to 1320 and encodes 439 amino acids. NCBI's taxonomy places the organism in Eukaryota, Metazoa, Annelida, Clitellata, Rhynchobdellida, Glossiphoniidae. The record is from RefSeq and is a predicted model, not a curated record. The transcript has 2 exons.